Molecule: messenger RNA, 2466 nt
Organism: Psylliodes chrysocephalus
Lineage: Eukaryota; Metazoa; Arthropoda; Insecta; Coleoptera; Chrysomelidae
Source: the annotation of a GenBank genome assembly
CAAAAGUCAAAACUUAACCUCACUUAACCUUGCUAUUUGUUGUGAUUUAUUUAUAAUGUGAUUUAUCUUUGAUAUUUUAAGAUUAAGUAUUAAAAAUGAGUGUACAAUUAAAGUUAUUGGACCAUUUUAAAUUAAAGAACCAAUUAGGAAUUAAUUUUGCAUGCAGUUAUUCAGAGGACGAUCGGUUUUUUAUAAUAAAUGACUUAGGAAUUUAUAUUUUAGCAUUUACCGGGGCGCUUUUAAAUGAGUUACCCAGGUUUUUAAGCACUAAACACUUUAUAAAUCUAUCAAAUUUUACUCCUUGUGGCAACAUUAAGCUGGACUUAAAUAGUUUUCAUCACGAAUUACCUAAAGAAGAGGUUUAUGACUUAGUAAUGAAGGUUGAAUAUUCCGCAAACCUUAAACAUACUAAACCUAUUGCACCUGCAGCUAUUUAUGCUGAAUGGUCUCCAAAAGGUUUAGCUAAUAAAAAUGAUUGCUUUUUAGCAGCACUAACGAAUAUGUAUAGCUUAGAAGUUUAUAUGAAAUAUUUAAAUGACAUUGAGGAAGUCCAGUAUGUAGCUGUAGCAAAUGUAACUUCCGCUAUUAUAGAGUGUGAAAAAUCAAAUUGGAAGGAUAACUUUAGGCUUGGAAUACUAAUGAAAUUGGAAGAAUACAAGAAAAGAAUUGAUUGUGUGACACCAUCUGCAUUUACUUGGAGUCACCUAUUACAAUUUAAUAAUACCAAAUCAGCUGUGAUAUUUUGUGGUCAUUUAAAUGGAGACAUCAGUCUCUGGAGGUUGAAUGCAAGAUAUUUUAAGUUCGGUGAAAUGUCAAUACCUACUUUUUUGGGUAGAUACCGUACCCAGUUGAAAAGAAUUACAACAUUGUACUGGCAUCAAAGCAGUGAAUAUGGUGGUGGAUUAUUUGUUAGUGAUAUAGAUGGAAAACUAAAUAUUGUGCAUAUAACAAAUUUAAAUGAAGACGAAGCAGUUUUCAAAACAGAAAAAAUAUUUUUGUCUGAAUCUGACAAAAUAAAAAUUGACAAAGUCAGUGUUAUGAUUUACAAUCAUUUUACCUUUAUAAUUGUUGUUAAACAAAGAGUUUUAAUUAUUUAUGGACUGAAUCAAGAUGGAGAAUUAUUUGAUUCUACUUCAGAAUAUAUCCAGGAAUAUUAUAUAACAGGUUUACACCAUUAUAAUAACAAAAUAUUAGUAUUGUCUCUGCCAGGAAUAUUAACAGAGCUAUCUAUAGAAGUUAAAAAUAACAAAAUAAUUAUUGAAAAAUUACCAAUUUCACUGAAAUAUGAUAUGGCAAAAUAUCGAACUCAUGGAUUCUUCUUUUCUAAAAAUAUGAUUUUGUGUUGCAUACUGGCUUAUCCUUGGGACUUACAAAGUUUUUAUAAAACAAAAAAUGACGUCCAUGUAUUUGUGUAUCACAAUAUUGCUUUAAAACCUUUUGAACUAAUCUGGAAAAAUGAAAAAGACAGUAUUGUUGAUUAUUGGGAUUGUUUUGAAGCUCUUAGAAUUAUCUGUAUAAAAGAAAAGCGGUUUCCGUGGUUAGGUCUUCCGUCCAAUUUAAACUAUGACACGCUUUCUCUAACAAAAUUAAAAACCUUAAGGUUAAUAGCGAAGCUCUCAGAAAUGAUUUUUAAUUCAGUUCCAAGCAUAAAAAAUUACGAAAUGAAACCGUUCGUUCUAGUUCACUAUUUACUAGAAAUAAGGUUGGUAGUAGACAGGAUGACCCGUUUGUUAAAACAACGUAAAAAUAAAGAACUUACGGUAUUUCAAAUGAGAAGUAUUUUUAUUCAAAAUUUUUUCUUGAAAGAGAUGGUAGCAAAGAAUAUAUUACCUAAAGCGAAUGUUGGGAAAGUGUUUAUAGAAAGCAUUAGAUCAGUUAUGGAAAUCGCGAAUGAGUUGGAGUAUCCAGAGCCUCUAACAUGUGCGUGGUGUGGAGACAAGAUUUUCGGCCCAACUUGUUUCCCUUCUCAUUAUGAUAGCCGAUGCUGUAUUUCAAUGAUGCCAAUUUUUAUCGUACCUGAAUAUAAAUGUCUAUUUUGUAAAUCGAUGAUUCACAAGUCUAUUGAAGAAGAAAUGGAUUCCAUAGUAUGUCCCUACUGUGAUAAACUGAUGGAAAAGCUGCAUGUAAAAGAUGAUAGACUGAAGGAAAGCUGCGAAAAAUUUGAAACCGUUUUGCCAAAGUUGAAAUAUUCAGAUUGUUUUAAGGACUGUCUGAAAGAAACUAUAUCAUAUGAAGAUAUCGAGGAUAAUAAUAUUGAAUAUAUUAUAUUCAGUGAUAGUGACGACGAGCCUGAAACUAUUAAAACCCUUUAUGAAAAAUUUUCAAAGUCUCAUAUAAGUGACGUAGAACAGGAAAUUAUUGAAGCUGAUGCAGACAAUUAAAAAUCAGGUCUACAAGAAAAUACUGAUAUGAAGUAAAGUUUUGAAGUAAACACUAAACAGGCUCCACAGGGUCCUUUAUUAAGAA